Messenger RNA from Daucus carota subsp. sativus, 3483 nucleotides. Its product is annotated as V-type proton ATPase subunit a3-like. Gene Ontology annotation, molecular function: proton-transporting ATPase activity, rotational mechanism; ATPase binding. Gene Ontology annotation, cellular component: vacuolar proton-transporting V-type ATPase, V0 domain; vacuolar proton-transporting V-type ATPase complex. The transcript has 18 exons. Bases 83 to 2527 code for a protein of 814 amino acids. Gene Ontology annotation, biological process: vacuolar acidification; proton transmembrane transport. Lineage: Eukaryota; Viridiplantae; Streptophyta; Magnoliopsida; Apiales; Apiaceae. The record is from RefSeq and is a predicted model, not a curated record.
UACAACUACUACGUCUAGUCCUACUCCGAAUACAUAGUGAGUGAGGUUCUGAUGAGAAAAUAUUGGUUAGACUGAUCGGAGUAUGUCGGACAACGGUGGCUCGUCAAUGGAUCUGUUGCGUUCAGAAGCGAUGCAGCUGAGUCAGCUCAUCAUCCCAAUCGAUUCCGCUCACUUGGCUAUCACUUACCUCGGUCAUCUCGGCCUCAUUCAAUUUAACGACUUGAAUGCCGGCAAGAGCCCGUUCCAGCGAACUUAUGCUGCACAGAUUAAACGAUGUGGAGAGUUGGGACGCAAGUUAAGAUAUUUCAAGGUUCAGAUGUUAGAAGCAGAAGUAGAAGCAUCGGCAAGGUCUGGUACAAGAUCCGACCUUAAUGUUGAUGAUCUUGAGGUAAAAUUUGGACAACUUGAAGCCGAGAUAACUGAAAUUGUUGCAAAUGGUGAAAAAUUGCAACGCAAUUACAAUGAACUAGUUGAGUAUAAGCUUGUUCUGCAGAAGGCUGGUGAGUUUUUUCAUUCAGCCCUAAGCAAAGCUACAGCGCAGCAGAGAGAAGCAGGAUCAAGCCAUGGAGGUGAAUCGUUGGAAGCACCUGAAGCACCUCUCUUGGAGGAGCAAGAAUUGCAUUCUGAUAAGCAAGUUAAGUUGGGGUUUCUCACGGGCCUUGUUCCUAAAGCAAAAUCUAUGGCAUUUGAAAGAAUCCUUUUUCGCGCUACCAGGGGUAAUGUGCUUUUGAGGCUAUCUUUUGUUGAGCAGCCCGUCGUAGAUCCUGCAUCAGGAGAGAAGGUAAUUAAAAACGUUUUUGCUGUUUUCUUCUCCGGAGAAAGAGCAAAAAGCAAGAUUCUUAAAAUAUGUGAUGCUUUUGGAGCAAACCGUUACCCUUUUAGCGAGGACAUGGGCAAGCAAGCUCAAAUGAUGACUGAGGUCUCUGGAAGACUCUCAGAACUGAAGAUCACUAUUGCUGCUGGAAUAUCACAACGUAAAAAUUUGUUACAUGAAAUUGGUCAACACUAUGAACAGUGGAACCUAAUGGUAAGGAGGGAAAAAUCCAUUUACCACACAUUGAACAUGCUCAGCAUUGAUGUGACAAAGAAGUGUCUUGUGGCAGAAGGUUGGAGUCCAGUUUUUGCAACACAACAGAUUCAGGAUGCACUUCAGCGAGCAACAACAGAUUCUGGCUCACAAGUUGGUGGAAUUUUCCAGGUUCUACGAACGAAAGAGUCACCACCAACUUAUUUUAGGACAAACAAAUUUACUUCAUCCUUUCAAGAUAUAGUUGAUGCAUAUGGGGUGGCGAAGUAUCAAGAAGCUAAUCCGGGUGUAUAUACCAUCAUCACAUUUCCAUUUCUUUUUGCUGUCAUGUUCGGUGAUUGGGGACAUGGAAUAUGCAUCUUAUUGGCAACUUUAUUUCUUUUGAUCAUGGAAAGAAAAUUUUCUAAUAAGAAACUUGGAGACAUCAUGGAAAUGACGUUUGGAGGGCGCUAUGUCAUUCUGAUGAUGGCACUCUUCUCGAUCUAUACUGGUUUUAUCUACAACGAGUUCUUCUCAAGGCCAUUUGAAUUAUUUAGUCGUUCAGCAUAUGAUUGUCGUGAUCCUUCCUGCAGAGAUGCAACUUCUGUGGGAUUGAUUAAGGUACAUGAUACCUAUCCAUUUGGUGUGGAUCCUGUAUGGCAUGGUACCCGCAGUGAGCUUCCGUUUCUUAACUCACUGAAGAUGAAAAUGUCCAUCCUCCUCGGAGUAGCUCAAAUGAAUCUUGGAAUAGUAAUGAGCUUUUUCAAUGCAAAAUUUUUUAGGAAUGGCAUUAAUAUCUGGUGUCAGUUCGUUCCUCAGAUAAUAUUUUUGAACAGUCUAUUUGGCUAUCUGUCCAUUUUGAUCAUUAUAAAGUGGAUUACUGGUUCAAAGGCUGAUUUAUACCAUGUAAUGAUAUAUAUGUUCCUUGGUCCGACUGAUGACCUUGAUGAAAACCAGCUAUUUAUCGGGCAGAAAGCAAUUCAGCUUCUGCUACUACUGCUGGCCUUUGUUUCUGUCCCAUGGAUGCUACUUCCAAAGCCUUUCCUAUUAAAGUCGCAACACAAUAAUAGGCAAGAUGGUCAGUCCUACGUAACUCUCACCGAUGAAUCAUUGCAGUCCGAGAUAACUCAUGAUUCCCAUGCUCAAGAGGAAUUCGUGUUUAGUGAAGUUUUUGUACAUCAACUCAUACAUACAAUAGAGUUUGUGCUUGGAGCAGUUUCCAAUACAGCUUCGUACCUUCGUUUGUGGGCCCUCAGCCUUGCCCAUUCUGAACUGUCUAGUGUGUUCUAUGAGAAGGUUCUUCUUCUGGCUUGGGGGUACAACAAUCUCAUCAUUCGUAUAGUUGGCAUGUUUGUUUUCAUUUGUGCUACUGUCGGGGUGUUGCUCGUUAUGGAAACUCUAAGUGCUUUUCUUCAUGCAUUACGGCUCCACUGGGUGGAGUUCCAAAACAAGUUCUACGAGGGAGAUGGUUACAAAUUCAAUCCUUUCUCAUUUACAUUAGUUGCUGAUGAGGAUGAAUGACAUGUUUGGGAAUCUUUUGAACUUAUAACAGCUGAGGGGAAAAUGUUUGGAAUUUUCUUAAUUCUACAUUUGAAGACGUUCAAUUUGAGAGACCAUUGUUCGCUCCUUUUCCAUAAGUGAAGAAGAUGGAGGUUUUGACAGUUUUUCAGUUUUCCUGAUCUGUUAGAUAUAGAUAGUUGUUUUUUGUUAGAACAAAUAAGGCCCCUCUUUUAGAAUGGGGUAUGUAUCACAACUUUUCUGAAAAAAUAUGUUAGGAUCCUUAAGAAAAGAUUCACAUAACAUAAGUUUCGUGUUUUAGGAUAUCAGAACUUAGUACACUUGAUCAGAUUGCUUCUCAUUUGAGAUACUAAUCUUGUUUCUAACUCAAAAUUAUUUUUGCUAAUCUGAACCAAUCAUACAGCACUCUAACCUUUUUUCUAUCUUAUGCUAUGAAUUCUUUUAGAACACAUUAUAAGGACUCAGGAGUGCUAAAUUCUAGUGGAAGUCCGGAACUGUUGGUGAAAAUAUUCAGAUAAAAUGCAUAAUAGGACUCAGGGUCAGGGAGUGCAACAUUUUAGUUGCAGACCGGAACUGUUGGUAAAAAUAUUCAGAUAAAACGCUGACAGUAUUGUGUAAGAACACUUGCGGAUUUUAAUCUGGUGUGACAUAUGAACUGGCAUGGGAACUGUUGCUAUUCCACAAAAUCAUUGCACCAGUCAAACCAAAGCCAGAAUCAUGCCAUCACCUUAUUUGAAUCUAAACAUAACUUAUUUAUGACAGAAGCACACCACAAGCCUGACCUCAUCUGAUAUUAGAUAUAGCUAAAACAAAGGCUACAUUGGAAUAGAUUUGUGGAAUAGCAUCAAUAUAUUGGAAUAUCCAUCAUCAAGGUCCUAAUUAAGGUGGAACUAAAAUAAGGGUGUAUUUAAUUAUCUAGACAAAAAUUAAAUGAGGAAGGCUCAUUAGAAGUGUCAUGU